This is a messenger RNA of Mytilus trossulus (common blue mussel), 2868 nucleotides long. RefSeq names its product Na(+)/H(+) exchange regulatory cofactor NHE-RF2-like. The transcript has 5 exons. Gene Ontology annotation, molecular function: protein-membrane adaptor activity; protein binding. Gene Ontology annotation, cellular component: apical plasma membrane. The record is from RefSeq and is a predicted model, not a curated record. Gene Ontology annotation, biological process: protein localization to plasma membrane. Bases 118 to 1713 code for a protein of 531 amino acids. Lineage: Eukaryota; Metazoa; Mollusca; Bivalvia; Mytilida; Mytilidae.
CAGUGUCAUGUGACUUACUGUCAUCCGCCAUAUUGCUCGCCUACCCAUUGACACUUUCGCAGGUGGGGAUAUUUGUAGAUUUUUAUCAAAAGUUUGUAAAGUUUCACUUGUUCUAAAAUGAGUGAUCAGGAAAAUAAACCGAGACUUUGUCAUUUGUCGAAGUGGCCUGACAAUAUUUUCCCAGGAUAUGGUUUUAAUUUACAUGCGGAAAAGGGAAAAGCAGGGCAGUAUAUUGGAAAGGUAGACGAAGGGUCCCCUUCAGAAGCGGCAGGAUUAAAGGAGAGUGAUCGUAUUGUUGAAGUCAAUGGAGUUAAUAUUGGAAACGAAAAUCAUCAACAAGUUGUCACUCGUAUCAAAGCUGGUGGAGAGGAGGUUAAGUUAUUAGUUGUCGAUGCAGAGACUGACAGGAUUUACAAGGAAAAUAAACAGGUUGUUCGCAACGAUCUGCCCGAAGUUGUGUAUUUAACUUCUAUAAGACCACGCCCCGAUGAACAAGAUAAUACAGAUGAUGUACAAGCAAGUCCAAGAAGUUCUGUUGGGGGAGAGGAAGAUAGAAAGUCUGAAAGGUCAGAGAAGUCUGACCAAUCCGAGCCACAGGAACCAGAACCCCAGGAGCCUGAACCAGAGAUAGAGCAUAUCACUGCUGCCACCAGUGAGAUAGAAGUCCAAAGAGAAGAGGAAUUAGAUUCAGAACAUUUACCACGUAACUGCAAAAUUACAAAAUGGCCAGAUUUUCAAGGUUAUGGCUUCAAUUUGCAUGCAGAACGUGACCGUGUUGGACAGUUCAUUGGCAAAAUUGAUGAUGAUUCUCCAUCUGAAGAAGCAGGGCUUAGAGAGGGUGAUAGGAUCCUUGAAGUUAAUGGAGCAAAUAUAGAAAAUGAAACACAUCAGCAGGUGAUAGCCAGAAUAAAAGCUGGUGGUGACAUCACAACGAUGUUAGUCCUGGACAGAGAAGGGGAUGACCACUACAAAUCUAAAGGGAUUACAGUGUCUUCUAACAUGUCCAUUGUUAAACAGCUGUUUAAUCAGCCUAGAGGUGUAAGCAAUGGUGUACAAGCUGUUGAAGAAAUCACAAAUGUUAGGAAUCAGGAGGAAGAUAUAUCACCGGAUUAUUAUCCACGUUUGUGUCAUAUCAAAAAGUGGGCUGAUUUUCAGGGAUAUGGAUUUAAUUUACACGCUGAAAGAGACAGGAAAGGCCAGUUUAUUGGUCAGAUUGAUGCUGGUUCACCAGCUGAUGCCGGGGGAUUAAAAGAUGGAGAUAGAAUUAUCGAAGUUAACGGGGAAAAUGUGGAAGAUGAUUCACAUCAACAAGUGAUACAAAGGAUUAAAGCUGGUGGAGACCAAACAAAAAUGUUAGUGUUGGACAGAUCAGCUGAUGAUUAUUUCAGAGCAAAAGGAAUUAAUGUUAAUGGUAGAAUGUCCAAUGUUAAAAAUAUUACUACUCCUGAGAGAAGCUCACAAGUAAAUGGUACAUCUUCAAAUGUAACUAAUAAUGCUUCACCUGUCUCCAAUUCAUCAUACCAAACAGGCUACGUAGCACCCAAACAGGAACCUGUAUCCAGACCACCACCAACAUCAAGCAACGGUGGAGUCGACUUUACAAAAUUAUCAGCAAAAGAAAUGAGAGAAUUAGUGGCUUCCAAGAAAAAGAAAGAUCCUAGAAAAGAAAACACAGACUUUAGAAGGAAAUAUGAUGAAUUUAAUAAGCUGUGAAAAAACAAAUUAUACAAUAAUCAAAUAUAUAUCCAAUUAAUAUAUAUGUGAGUUCCAAUGCAAGUCAGUGAUGGGUUACAAUCAAGUAUUCAUUCCUGAUAAACAUUCCGUUCUGUUCCAGGUGAUUUAAUAGUCUAGAAGAUGAUUUAUUACAGAGAGAAUGUAAAUUGUGCUGUAUGAUUGACAUUUUAUAAUCAACCUGACUCUACAAAGUAGAGCUAUUGUGACUUCAUUCCCAUUACCAUACUUGUAUGUUUCAUAUACAUGUAUAUUAUUCAAGACCAGGAGCUUGGAUGUCUAGAAUGAUGGGGAAUGUAAUUGUGGACAAAAUGAAUUUUCUGAAUGUUACAAAUGAUUUGGCAUGAAUAAUCUGUAAAUUUACUAAAAAUUGUACAAUUCAUUUCACAAUAUUUUGGCAACUUUUUUUUAUUGUUUAAAAUAAAAUUCUUAAAACUUAAUAGUUUGAAAUCAAAUGUGAAAUCUUGUAAUAAUUCUAUAAUGUUCGACUCAGGAAAUAAAAUGCCUUCUUUGAAUUGUGUUACCAAAGUAUUAAAUUUUACUCUGUCACAUAUAUUGUUUAAGGAUUAACAUAUUUCUAAUUCAUUAAGAGGUUGUGAAUAAAGUCAGAUAUUAUACUAAUAAACUAUUUACAUUUAUGUAAGUAAUUUAAUGGCAUCUCCUUGCAUUAAACUAAUGCAUGCUUGAUCUUUUCAAGAUAGAAAACUAACAUCACUUGCUUAUUUAUAAUUUACAAUAAUUGAUUUAGUGCUAAAUUGUUUAAAUGUUAUAUUGUGUUUGCUCAAGAGGAUAUCUGGCAUUGUUUAUCAAAUCUCACUGUUUUCAUUCAAUUGAUCGAUACACUUACUUUUGUUUGAAAUUUGUUGAAUUCAAAAACAAUUCUCAGAAUGUCAAGAUUGAAUUUCAGUUGGAAUUAUACAAAAUCAAUCCAAUAAAUUUGCAUCAUUGUAAAAGUUAACAUGGUUAAAGAAUAGAUUUACUGUUUAGGAAUAGUCUCACUAAAUUUGACGAAGUUUAUAAUUUUGGUCAAUGAUAUAAGAUUUGAAGAUGCUUAUUAUUAAGAUGAUAAUUGGAAAAAUAAAAUAUUUUGUGAUAAUACCAUUGUCUCAGUUGUUCAUAUAAAAAAUGAUAUUUUUA